Molecule: messenger RNA, 780 nt
Organism: Colletotrichum karsti
Lineage: Eukaryota; Fungi; Ascomycota; Sordariomycetes; Glomerellales; Glomerellaceae
Exons: 3
Source: RefSeq, a predicted model, not a curated record
UUGGACUACGAUGAAUCAGUCAAACGCAUUCCGAUACACGAACUUGUCGAACGUCGAUUGGAAGUUCGAGUUCUGAAGAGAUUGCACGCUUGCCUGAAGUUGCAAUGGCCGAAUAGUGGCAUGGCUGUGUUAAGAACACCUACAGCUCGUGACGUAAGGGAACGGGGCUGGCGUCUGCUCCCGUACUUGAGCACGGCGCGGAACAGUCUACUACUUCAUUGUCUUAGAAGACAAAACGAGACGGUCGGCUUUGGAGGAAACCGCUUCGGAUAUCGCGAGGCGCACGCCGCGCUGUAUGUGAUGGAGGCGGGCGAACAGGUGCAACUGGCCGCCGCACCCCCGGCUCCCACUACACCGGACGCGGCCCCGGCUGACACGACUCUGGCUCCCACCACCCCGCAGCCCGAUCUGCCAGCGGCCGCGCGAAGACGCAAGCAGCAAACCGGCGACGGUGGCCGAUCCGGAGGGCCCGACUUUCAUGAUUGCGAGGUCGUCCGAGGGCUGAACAUCGCCCGAGAGGCUCUAGUUGUCGGCGGCGACCGGUGGCUGGAACUCAUGGGGCAGGCCCCGGAGAAGCCGCUGGGCUCGGGCUGCACCCUUGAAGCCCCGUCUGCCGAGCUUGACUCUCCUGCAGACUCCAACAAUACGCAAGCUUGGUUCUUGUCGUCCCUUGGCCGCCGGCGGUUGCUCCCUACGACGUAUCCACUCCUCGGUGUUGGCGUCACGGACUUGCAAGGCGUUGAGGGCGACGGUCUGCCCGAGCCGGGCGUCGUGGGCUAG